CUCUUCCACACGUCUGUCAGAAACCCUCCAUUUCCGGUCUGUCCCGUUGCUAAGGAACAGUUCAAGCCCUAACGUCCGUCCGCUGGACAGAAGCUAGCUCGAUGCUCUCUUUUCUACUAUUUUAGGAGAACAAACGUAUAUUGAUCAUCAAUAAAACAACUCGUUUGAAGCCAUGACGGCUAUAAAAGACGGAGAGCACACGGCUACGAUCUACAAACUGAUUAAAGAAAGCCAGUAUGUGGAAGCUAUUCACAUCCUGAACGGACAACUUCAGAAACACACAAAGUCCCGGGCGGCGCUGUCUCUUCUGGGUUUCUGCUACUAUCACAUCCAGGAUUUCACCAACUCUGCAGAUUGCUACGAGCAGCUGGCCCAGCUGCACCCGGAGGUGGAGGAGUACAAGGUGUACUACGCCCAGUCCCUCUACAAAGCCGGGGCCUACCCCGAGGCCACGCGGGCCUCCUUCGCGCUGGACAACCCCAGCAGUCACGUGAAGAUGCUGAAGCUGCAAGCCUGUGUCAAAUACUGCGAGGAGGAUUACUCGGCCGCCAAGUCGCUGCUGGAGCAGCUGCCCCAGGAGGACCCGGACUACGGCUACAACGUGGGCUGCCUGCUCUACCAGGACGGCAAGCACGAGGAGGCCUGCAAGAAGUUCUCGUCUGCCAUGCAAGUGCUGGGAUACGUGCCAGCGCUGUCCUACAACAUCGCCCUGUGCCACUACAGCCUGAAGAACUACCCUCAGGCCCUCAAGUACAUCGGGGAGAUCAUCGAGCAGGGCAUCCGGGAGCACCCAGUGAAAGGAGCUCAGGAGGCUUUGACCGACAUGCCCCCCCGAUCAGAGGAGGAGCUGGACCCAGUGACCCUCCACAACCAGGCCCUGGUGAACAUGCACAGCAGGCCCUCUGAGGGGUUCAAGAAGCUCUCCUUCCUGCUGCAGCAGCCCUCCUUCCCCCCCGUCACCUUCGGGAACCUGCUGCUGCUCUACUGCAGGCACGAGUACUUCGACCUGGCCGCUGACGUCCUGGCAGAAAAAGCUCAUCUCACCUACAAGUUCCUCUCACCGGUACGAGUCACCGUUCAUGUCGAUGCCUCUCUGACGUGCCCCACAGCACCGGAGGAGGCCUUCAGGAAGUUUGACGAGAUGAACGGAAAACUGACGGAGCAGCUGAGGAAGCAGGCCAAGCAGGUGCAGGAGGCCCGGCUGGCUCGAGACGACGAGGCCCAGAAGAAAACUCUGCUGGAGAACGACCUGAUGCAGGAGAAGUACAUCGUGGUCCUGAUGGCCCAGGCCAAGAUCUACUGGAACCGGGACAACUUCCAGAUGGUGGAGAAGAUCUUCCGCAAGUCGGUGGAGGUGUGCAACGAGGACGACACGUGGAAGCUGAACGUGGCCCACGUGCUCUUCGUGCAGAGCAAGUACAAGGAGGCCAUCGGCUUCUACGAGCCCAUCGUGAAGAAGCACUACGACAACGUGGAGCAGUGUAACAUUCAGGAGUGUCCCUGCAAGAGCAAACCCUCGAUCCUCAAUGUGAAUGCCAUGGUCCUGGCCAACCUGUGUGUCUCCUACAUCCUGACAUCCCAGAAUGAGGAGGCUGAAGAGCUGAUGAGGAAGAUCGAGAAAGAGGAGGAGCAGAUCUCCUACGACGACCCCGACAAGAAGGUCUUCCACCUCUGCAUCGUCAACCUGGUCAUCGGGACGCUGUACUGCGCCAAAGGGAACUACGACUUCGGGAUCUCUCGCGUCAUCAAGAGCCUGGAGCCCUACAACAAGAAGCUGGGGACAGACACGUGGUUCUACGCCAAGCACUGCUUCCUGUCUCUGCUGGAGAACAUGUCCAAGCACAUGGUCAUGCUGCGGGACGCCGUGGUGCAGGAGUGCAUCCAGUUCCUGGAGCACUGCGAGGCGUACGGCAAGGAGGUCCUGGCCACCAUCGAGCAGCCUCUGGAGGAGACCCACGUCCACAUCGGCAAGAACACCGUCACCUACGAGGCGCGGCUGCUCAAGGCGCUGUUCUACGAGGUCAUCGGCUGGAAUAAAUGACGUCAUCACGGGGCGACGUUUGGACUUGAGAGACGGUCAACGCACGUGAUAAGGUCUGCUGUGCAGGACCGGCUGUUGGCCACACACACACACACCGGGGGAAGCUUUUAUUUUGAAAUGGCUCCGGGAGCUCUUACAUAAUCGUUUGUGUUGUUUGAUGUGCAGGAAUACUACCUCGUGUUCUCUUAUAGAGGGAUGACGCGCGUCAAUACAGCCGACUCAGCAGUUUUUCUGGUGGUUUAUUCUUCUAAUAUGAAACACAUGAUCAUAUUUUGUAUGCGAGUCCAUCUACAUUCAUAGUUCAUGCAUAUAUCCUCUUUGGUCUUGGUACAGCUGGCCCUCUAUUGGGGAUUUAUAUUCUGUAGAUAAACAUAAGUUAAAGGAAAUAAAGACUUUAUUUAAACCCAG
This is a messenger RNA of Pseudoliparis swirei, 2449 nucleotides long. It is a transcript of the gene ift70, whose product is annotated as intraflagellar transport 70. Gene Ontology annotation, cellular component: axonemal microtubule; intraciliary transport particle B. The transcript has 19 exons. Gene Ontology annotation, molecular function: protein binding; intraciliary transport particle B binding. Bases 173 to 2041 code for a protein of 622 amino acids. Gene Ontology annotation, biological process: intraciliary transport. The record is from RefSeq and is a predicted model, not a curated record. NCBI's taxonomy places the organism in Eukaryota, Metazoa, Chordata, Actinopteri, Perciformes, Liparidae.